Molecule: messenger RNA, 1008 nt
Organism: Euleptes europaea (tarantolino)
Lineage: Eukaryota; Metazoa; Chordata; Lepidosauria; Squamata; Sphaerodactylidae
Product: galanin receptor type 3-like
Exons: 1
Coding region: 1-1008 (335 amino acids)
Biological process (GO): G protein-coupled receptor signaling pathway
Cellular component (GO): plasma membrane
Molecular function (GO): G protein-coupled receptor activity
Source: RefSeq, a predicted model, not a curated record
AUGGCCACCAACUCCAGUGCAGAGAAUGAUCCCAGCUUCGCCUUGAGCGAACUUUUCCUCUUCUACAGCAAGAAUGUGUUUGUUGCCCUCCAUAUUUUCCUCUUCCUCCUGGGCAUGCCUGGAAACAUCUUGCUGCUCUUGGUCCUGAUCCUGGGUCUCAGCAGAAAAAAUGGCAGCCGUAUCACACACCUGACUGAGCCCCUGCUCAUCAACAUUGCAUCUCUUGACCUCUUCUUCUUCCUUUACAACAUUCCUGUCAUGCUUGGCAAUGUCAUGUUUAAGGACUGGCAUUUGGGCUACUUGCUUUGCGUCACUUACCACAGCCUGUCCCUUUGGAUCACCUUUGCCGACUUCUAUAGCAUGUUGGCUAUCUCACUGCUUCGCUAUACUGCUGUAAUCCACCCAAUGCACAUGGUCCUCAUCUCCCCGAGGCAAAUCUCUCUGGCCUGUAUCUUCAUUUGGCUUGUUUGUCUCUUGUUCUCCACACCCCUUUGGAUUCACUAUGGGAUAGUUGAGGUGGAAGGGGAAACAUUUUGCGUGAACCAGAUGGUAAGCAGUGAUCUGAAUCUUUACCUGCAGCUUCUGGGAGGAGUGGGGUUCCUGCCUGCCUUGUUGCUGAUGAUUUUCUGCUACUCAAGGAUCAUCUCCACCCUAAGGGUUAGAAGGAUACUGUCUAUACACACAGCUGUCAGCCUGCAUAUCAACUGGCGAGCUACCGUGAUGGCUUUGGUCACUAUGGUGGCCCUUGUAGCCAUGUGCCUUCCAUAUUGGUUGAUGGUUUUCUUUGCCAGGUAUGAUGUAGUCUUGACCACAGUCCCCAUGUACUUGGCUUAUCAGCUGACCUCCCUCCUGGCCUUUGCCAACCGCUGCAUCCACCCCAUCAUCUGCUUCUGCCUUUCGUUCCAGUUCCAAGCUAGGCUGAGGAACCUCUUUAGGAGGACAGGGAAAAGAAUUCGACAGCUAGGUCCUAGCCAUGUGGGUAGGAUAGAAGUGUUAGGUAGCAUGUGA